ACGACUAGAGGAACUGUUCUACAGCUAGGACGGCUGACAACUACAACCAGACGAACCGCUGUACAACUAGGACGGCUGACAACUACAAGACGAACCGCUGUAUAGCUAGGACAGCUGGCAACUACGACUAGAACUGCAGCUAGAUCUUACAGACAGCCGGCGCCUACGACUAGAGGAACCAGCUGAUGACUACAUCUAGAGCUGCAGCCAGAUCCUUCCUGGUCACCAGCGUGAAGAUCUAAUUCAUGUUCAGAUCUCAACAUCAGAUUCCACAAUGCUGACUUCUAGAAAAGCCCUUAUGAGCAAUCUCAACUUUGUCCAUCUACAGCAUGUGUCCCUCGGGGUUCACCUAUCAAUGCACCCCGAGGUGACCGAUGCUCCUAAUAACCAAGACACAAUCAUGAAAUAUGGAUGUCAGCACAAGUGGCGAGACACGACAGAGGUGGACCAAAACUCCAAUGACCUAUCAGUGCCAUGUCGGUGUUGUGACCUUCACACUGAAAUGGAAGCCUCUUUACACUACAGCUCCUUGGAAGAUCUGGACACGAUCAUACGUAAUGAGUGCCUGUCACCAGAUGAUCUGCCACUGAGUCCACUGUCUCUGUCUUCUCCUUCCACUGACAGCAGCAGUUCAUCAGACUUCACUCUGGACGAUUCUCCGGCCUCCAUGUACUACAAGGAGUACUCUCAGGAUGGUCUGGACACCCCAGACCAGCAGCCGGAUAUCAUCCCUCUUGAUGUGGCCCUAGAAGGUCCACUAUCCCCCAGAUCCAACACAAUACUGAGCGAGAACCCAUCAGAAACCAACAACAAUAUGGAGGUAGAGGACACACCAUUUAUAGACUGGAGCUCCAUGCUGGACAGUAACAGUAACACCCUCAUAGAAAGAUCGGGGUCUUCCUCCCUGGAUAGCGAUACCACCACAGAGCAUGAAGUCCAGACAAACAAAGCCAGAGAAAAAAACUGUACAGAUCAUUGGUCUGAAGAGCAGGACCUUCUAUCAGGACUCCUAGGAAAUGCAUCUAGCCUCACCCCAAAGAAGACGAUCACUUCAUUCCAUGAGCUGGCCCUGAGGAGGAGGAGGAGUGGGGGGCUGCCGCCCUCACAGGUGAAAAGAGACCGCAGUGACUGGCUUAUCGUCUUCUCCCCAGACAAUGAGCAGCCGCCGAUGAAUGAGCUGACCGCCUCUGCUUUUUAUCAUGGAAUACCGGAACUGCAAACUCAACAGUUAUCGGCAGCAAAGGAGGUCACCACUUUUCGUGAAAUGAGGUAUCGCAAUUACCUGAACAAGCUGAGUGUCCAUGAGGAGAGACCAAACAUGACCUCAGCAAGGUCCACCGCUGAACCUUCAUCUAUAGAAGUGGUCUGGGGUGCAGCCGAAGACCCCAAUCACUCUAAGAUACUCCUCACAACAAAACCAGAAGUGGACGACAGCCACGAUCAGAGACAAGGGCCACCACACUCCAAGAACAUGGACUGUAGAACAGUCGAUGCAAAUAUACCAUCCCCGAGCGGUCACGCAGAGUCUGUCCUUGUGGACACCCAGCCAGCUUUUGAGGAGAAAGAUGCUAGACGUGAGGUAACAGACAAUAAAGUGAGACCAGCAGAGACCUGGAUACGAGGAAUGGCUGACGGCGGUGACCACAGAGGACAGGAAGUCUCCAACCUACGGCCCGUCUACCUGUACUCCCUGCUGUCCCCGCACUGCUCUGCCCGUCCCUCUGGCCCUGCCCAGCUGUCCUGGUACUCCAGCUUUCCACCCCGUCUGUCCCCUCUGGGCGCUUCCUCCCCGCCUCACCGGGCACUGCUUCACCUGCUGGACCUUCCAGAUAAAGCCAUUCUGCAAUCACCAAUGUUCCCGAGAAGAAGGACCUACCUCCGAAUGACAAGAGGCGGUGAAGCUCGGGGCCAGGCGCUGACGGACCCCCCGGACACAGGUUACCCACCUUCUCUUCAUAGUUCUCUUCUACAUCCUUUUUCUUAUUGUCUGACAGAGGAGUGACCACCCAGGACAUGUAGAGCGGGGGCUCCUGGGACUACACCUGACGCCUCGCCAGCUGUACCAUGUCAUGGAGAGAGAGGCCACCUACCUACCAGUUCCCAGGAGAGACCCCAUGUGUGAC
Bufo gargarizans (Asiatic toad) is the source of this 2123-nucleotide messenger RNA. RefSeq names its product RUN and SH3 domain-containing protein 1-like. The transcript has 2 exons. NCBI's taxonomy places the organism in Eukaryota, Metazoa, Chordata, Amphibia, Anura, Bufonidae. The record is from RefSeq and is a predicted model, not a curated record. The coding region runs from base 275 to 2002 and encodes 575 amino acids.